Molecule: messenger RNA, 2648 nt
Organism: Capsella rubella
Lineage: Eukaryota; Viridiplantae; Streptophyta; Magnoliopsida; Brassicales; Brassicaceae
Product: type IV inositol polyphosphate 5-phosphatase 7
Exons: 13
Coding region: 419-2224 (601 amino acids)
Biological process (GO): phosphatidylinositol dephosphorylation
Molecular function (GO): inositol-polyphosphate 5-phosphatase activity; phosphatidylinositol-3,4,5-trisphosphate 5-phosphatase activity; phosphatidylinositol-4,5-bisphosphate 5-phosphatase activity
Source: RefSeq, a predicted model, not a curated record
GUAGAAGAAGAAAGCUUAAACAAGCACUCACUCUCUCUCUUCAAAAUCACACUUUUUUUUUGUUUUGCUUUCUCUCUCCCAAGAUCUUCCUCAUUGUCUUCCUUCAAGAACUGUUGUCUCUUCAACAACUUUUUCUUACUUCUUCUUAUUCUAAAGAACCAAUCUUCUCUCAUUUUGUCACUGUUGGGUGAAGAAUAUAGUCUCACAAACUCAACCCAUUUCCUUAAAUUCCUCUCUCUGAAAGACAAAAUCCUUUAAUUCUAAUCCAACCAAGCCAAUUCUCUUGUCAAUUUUGGAAGCAGUGAUUCAACUAAAAACCGCAAAAUUUGUUCGACUUGAUCUCUGUUGGAUGGAUUGAGUCUCUAUUCUAAGGACAACACCUCAAGAACAAACCUGUAGAUCAAUUAAAGACCAAACAAUGAGAGACGACAAAUCCAAGAAUAGCAAGUUGUCUUGGUCCAAGAAGAUGGUGAGGAAAUGGUUCAACAUCAAAAGCAAAACUGAAAAGUUUCAAGCUGACGUUUCUCUUCCUCAAGGAGUUGAAGUUGAGCACAGAGCCAGCUUUUCAGAAAGAGAGCCCUGUACUAUCAAGAAGAGUAAAACUGAGAAACUCAAUAAGAACUGGGAGCAGCAAGCUAGACAAAGGAAAAUGAACUAUGAAAAUCCUAGAAUCAUUGAUGUCCAAAACCACAGCAUAUUCGUAGCUACAUGGAACGUUGCUGGACGCUCUCCUCCUGAAGAUCUAAACCUCGACGAAUGGCUUCAUUCUUCUGCUCCUGCAGAUAUAUACGUACUCGGGUUCCAAGAGAUUGUUCCUCUUAAUGCUGGUAACGUUCUUGGAGCUGAAGACAAUGGUCCUGCUAAGAAAUGGCACUCCCUCAUCAGGAAAACACUCAAUAACCUCCCCGGGACAAGCAGUGUCUGUCAUACUCCGUCGCCUAUUCCUGUCCCUAUUGCAGAGAUUGAUGCUGACUUCUCCGGAUCUUCGAGGCAAAAGAACGAGGCUUUCUUUAACCGACGGUCUUUCCAAACACCGAGUGUAUGGCGAAUGGAUGAGAAUGAUCCUUCUAUCUCACAACCAAGGCUUGACCGUCGUUUCAGCGUCUGUGACCGCGUAUUCCUCAGUCAUAGACCAAGUGAUUUUGAUCCAAGCUUCAGGUGCAGUCACAGGGCUAGUGACUACUCAAGAAGACCUAGUGACUACUCAAGAAGGCCUAGUGAUUACUCAAGACCAAGUGACUAUUACUCUAGGCCAAGUGAUUAUUCCCGGCCUAGUGAUGUCUCCCGGUGUGGCUCCUCGGAUGAUGAUAAUGGUCCAGGGGAUUCUCCAAGCACAAUCUUAAAUUCACCAGGGUCAUGCCCUGAUCCUGCAACAAACGAAAACGGUUGUAGAAUCCCGUGGAACUCAUCACAGUACUGUUUGGUUGCAAGUAAACAGAUGGUUGGUAUCUUUUUAACAAUUUGGGUGAAAAGCGAGUUACGAGAACAUGUCAAGAACAUGAAAGUAUCUUGUGUUGGUAGAGGACUAAUGGGUUAUCUCGGAAAUAAGGGAUCAAUCUCAAUUAGUAUGUUGCUUCAUCAAACAAGCUUCUGCUUUGUCUGCACUCAUUUGACCUCUGGACAAAAAGAAGGCGAUGAGCUGAGGAGAAACUCAGAUGUCAUGGAGAUACUUAAGAAAACAAGGUUUCCUCGUGUGCAGAGUUAUGCUGACGAGAAGUCCCCCGAGAAUAUCCUUCAGCAUGAUCGGGUAAUAUGGCUCGGGGAUCUGAACUACCGGAUAGCACUCUCUUACCGAUCUGCAAAAGCACUUGUCGAGAUGCAAAACUGGAGAGCAUUACUAGAGAACGAUCAGUUACGGAUAGAGCAGAGACGAGGCCAUGUGUUUAAAGGAUGGAACGAAGGGAAGAUUUACUUCCCACCAACUUACAAAUACUCGACUAACUCGGAUAGAUAUGCAGGAGAUGAUUUGCAUCCCAAGGAGAAACGUCGUACUCCUGCUUGGUGUGAUCGGAUACUGUGGCAUGGAGAAGGACUGCAUCAGUUAUCUUAUGUAAGAGGGGAGUCACGGUUUUCAGAUCAUAGACCGGUUUAUGGCAUAUUCAGCGCAGAGGUGGAGUCAAAUCACAAGAGAUUAAAGCGAAUCGCGAGUCACUCCACUGCUCGGGUCCAAGCUGAAGAACUCUUACCUUACGCCCGUGGAUACACCGAGCUAACUUUUUUCUAAAAGACAAUCAAAAAGGACUUCUAUAAGGUGAAUUAAAGUAUUUUUGUUCGAGUGUUGAGAAGCCUUGAGGAGAGGAGUGAUGAUGAUGGAGACAUUUCAUUGCUCCUUUUAACACAAAGGAAACAAAUAACAGGUGUACAAAGAGGAUUGUAACCGGUUCUUUUGGUAGGACUUAUUUAUACAGCGUGGUUAUUAGGAUUGUGAAACUGACAGAUGAAAAGGUUUUUUUUUUCAAUUUCAUCUGUCUUUCUAGUUAAGUUUUUUUCUUUUCUUUACAUUAUAAAUUGAAGUGUGUUCCCGAGACAAUGAUAGUAUAAGGCUUGUUACAUAAGUAAGGUUUAAAUGUAACAAAAAGAAGAUUAUACAACAAAAGCAAUGAUAUUUUAUUAGUUUUGGUGUAAUUCAUAAUCAUUAUGAUUGUUUC